Messenger RNA from Talaromyces proteolyticus, 1891 nucleotides. Its product is annotated as putative AAA family ATPase pontin. Gene Ontology annotation, biological process: regulation of transcription by RNA polymerase II; box C/D snoRNP assembly; chromatin remodeling. The coding region runs from base 147 to 1523 and encodes 458 amino acids. Gene Ontology annotation, cellular component: R2TP complex; NuA4 histone acetyltransferase complex; Swr1 complex. Gene Ontology annotation, molecular function: ATP binding; ATP hydrolysis activity; DNA helicase activity. NCBI's taxonomy places the organism in Eukaryota, Fungi, Ascomycota, Eurotiomycetes, Eurotiales, Trichocomaceae. The record is from RefSeq and is a predicted model, not a curated record. The transcript is spliced from 5 exons.
CAAGCUAUUCACCGCCGACACUGCUCUCUUUUAUUUCUACCAUUUCUUUCAUUAGACUCAUUCUCAAGAUCACUUGCAUCGGCCCACUAUCAUCGAUACGAUCUUUUUUUUAAGUCUGCGGCUUCCUUGAAGCGUUUAUUUUCAUCAUGGUGCAGAUCAGCGAAGUCAAGGGCGGUUCGCGCGAGAACAGGACGAUGGCGCAUACGCAUAUCAGAGGCCUUGGUUUACGUUCAGAUGGUACAUCUGAGAGCUCUGCUGAUGGCUGGGUUGGUCAGGCAUCUGCGAGAGAGGCAUGCGGCGUUGUCGUGGAUUUGAUCAAAGCAAAGAAAAUGGCUGGUCGGGCAGUUCUUCUUGCUGGAGGACCUGGUACCGGUAAAACAGCGCUUGCUCUCGCCGUCUCGCAAGAGCUGGGUACCAAAGUACCCUUUUGCCCGAUUGUUGGAAGCGAAUUGUACUCUGCGGAGGUCAAAAAGACAGAGGCUCUCAUGGAGAACUUUCGAAGGGCUAUUGGUCUGCGAGUUCGGGAAACGAAAGAAGUUUACGAAGGUGAGGUGACAGAACUCACACCAGAAGAGGCAGAGAAUCCUCUAGGCGGAUACGGGAAAACUAUCAGCCACCUUAUCAUUGGCCUUAAAUCUUACAAAGGCACAAAGAAACUGCGACUUGAUCCCAGUAUCUACGAGGCUAUCCAAAAAGAGCGCGUGACCGUGGGCGAUGUCAUCUACAUUGAAGCAAAUACGGGGGCAUGCAAAAGAGUUGGACGAUCAGAUGCUUAUGCCACCGAAUUCGAUCUUGAAGCAGAAGAAUACGUUCCUGUGCCCAAGGGUGAAGUUCACAAGAAGAAAGAAAUUGUGCAGGAUGUGACCCUCAAUGAUCUUGAUAUGGCCAAUGCUCGGCCCCAGGGUGGACAAGACCUAAUGUCUAUGCUUGGUCAGCUCUCUAAACCGAAGAAAACAGAAGUUACAGAAAAACUAAGAGCCGAAAUAAACAAGGUUGUGAGCAGAUACAUUGAUCAAGGAGUAGCGGAAUUGAUUCCUGGCGUCUUAUUCAUCGACGAAGUACACAUGCUUGAUAUUGAAUGCUUCACCUAUCUGAAUCGAGCUCUUGAAUCCCCCAUAGCGCCAAUUGUCAUCCUUGCAUCCAACAGAGGAAACACUGUGAUCAAAGGCACAGGAGACGUCACAGCAGCUCACGGCAUUCCUCCUGACCUCCUUGCUCGGCUUCUCAUCAUCCCCACUCACCCGUAUAAUCCCGAAGAAAUCAAAACUAUCAUCCGACUUCGUGCUAAGACAGAGGGAUUGAACAUUACCGACCCUGCUCUAGACAAGAUCUCUGAACAUGGCAGCAAAAUCAGCUUGCGGUAUGCCCUGCAACUCCUUGCUCCAGCCAGCAUUCUAGCACGCGUGAAUGGGCGCCCAGGAGGUAUAGACGUUGCCGAUGUGACAGAAUGCGAGGAUCUCUUCAUCGACGCUAAGAGAAGUGCAAACAUUGUCAACCAAGGGAAAGGGAACUUCUUGCCAUGAUAUUAGCCGUUAUAAUAUCAAUUACGGGAUAAAUCAAUUUUCUGUAGGGAAAGAGAUAAAAAGGGAGUAAAUGGUGGAUGGGGGCAUGUACGUGAUUAUAUGUUUUAUUUGUAUUUCAUGAUACUAGUUUGACUCCCAGCUGGUUAGUUGGUUUGCUUGUAAUACUAGCGAUGUUGGCCAUUAACUCCACCGUACUUAUUUCAAAUGCUUAGAGACCCAGAGCCUGUUAGCAUGUUUUAUCCAUCAAUUCUUUUAUUGAUACCUGCUUUCUCCGUAGCUACGGUCUCAACCCUGAUGAAGGUCGUCUGCAGAUAUCAUUGCAAAACCAAUGAUCAGAUGAUGUUAGAAUAGCUGAGGUUGAGUUAAAU